Actinia tenebrosa (Australian red waratah sea anemone) is the source of this 1882-nucleotide messenger RNA. Its product is annotated as T-complex protein 1 subunit zeta. Gene Ontology annotation, biological process: protein folding. NCBI's taxonomy places the organism in Eukaryota, Metazoa, Cnidaria, Anthozoa, Actiniaria, Actiniidae. Gene Ontology annotation, molecular function: ATP hydrolysis activity; ATP binding; ATP-dependent protein folding chaperone. The record is from RefSeq and is a predicted model, not a curated record.
CUCAUCCCUCAAACGAGGUUCUCCUACAAGAUUCCAACAUGUCGGCCAUCAAGUCGUUGAAUCCAAAAGCUGAAGUAGCACGCUUCUCUGCAGCCCUAGAAGUCAAUAUGACGGCUGCUAGAGGACUACAAGAUGUACUGAAGACUAAUUUAGGACCUAAAGGAACUAUGAAAAUGUUGGUUUCUGGUUCUGGUGAUAUCAAGUUAACCAAGGAUGGAAAUGUUCUUUUACAUGAAAUGCAAAUUCAGCACCCAACUGCAUCCCUUAUAGCAAGAGUUGCAACAGCUCAGGAUGAUAUUACUGGUGAUGGAACCACUUCUAAUGUAUUAAUUAUUGGGGAACUUCUGAAACAGGCUGAUUUAUAUAUAUCAGAGGGCUUACAUCCAAGGGUUGUGACUGAAGGCUUUGAAGUUGCUAAGAAAAAAGCUUUAGAGAUUUUGGAUCAGAUCAAAGUAACCAAGGAAAUGGAUAAAGAAAUCCUCAUGAACGUAGCAAAAACAUCUCUUAGGACAAAAGUACAUACAAAACUAGCUGAUCUCCUAACUGAGGUAGUAGUUGAUGCAGUGCUUGCAAUAAGAAAGCCUGGUACACCAAUAGAUCUACACAUGGUUGAAAUUAUGGAAAUGAAACACAAAACAGAUACAGAUAGUCAAUUGGUAAAAGGUCUUGUUAUGGACCAUGGAGCCAGACACCCAGACAUGAAGAAAAAGACCACAGACGCCUUCAUCUUGACAUGCAAUGUUUCCUUUGAAUAUGAGAAGAGUGAGGUGAAUGCAGGUUUUUUCUACAAGUCUGCUGAAGAAAGAGGAAAACUUGUUGCAGCUGAAAGAAAGUUCACUGAUGACAAAGUGCAGAAAGUUAUUGACUUUAAGAAAAAGGUCUGUGAAGGUACAGAUAAAGGAUUCGUUGUGGUCAACCAAAAGGGCAUAGAUCCCUUCUCGUUGGACAUGUUUGCUAAGGAAGGGAUUGUUGCAAUUCGAAGAGCAAAGAGAAGGAAUAUGGAAAGGAUUCCUUUAGCAUGUGGUGGAUUAGCUGUAAAUUCAGUGGAUGACUUGACUCCUGAUGUGCUGGGAUUUGCUGGAUUGGUGUAUGAGCAUGUACUUGGUGAAGACAAAUACACCUUCAUUGAGGAAGUGAAAAACCCACAGUCUGUCACAAUCCUUAUCAAAGGGCCAAACAAACACACACUGACUCAAAUCAAAGAUGCCAUUCGUGAUGGGCUUAGGGCUGUCAAGAAUGCAAUAGAAGAUGGUUCUGUAGUCCCUGGAGCAGGGGCCUUUGAGAUAGCAGUCCAUGCUUCUUUGGUUGAGUUCAAGAAAUCAGUCAAAGGAAAAGCAAAACUUGGAGUUCAGGCAUUUGCAGAUGCUUUGUUGAUCAUCCCAAAAACCUUGGCAAAGAACUCUGGCUUUGACUCCCAGGAAACGAUUGUUAAGCUACAAGAGGAGUAUGCUGGUAGUAAUACACCCGUGGGUGUGGAUUUGUCUAGUGGAGAGGCACUUAACCCUGCUGAUGCUGGGAUAUGGGAUAACUAUCGUGUCAAAAGACAGUUAUUGAAUUCUUGCACUGUUAUUGCCGGUAAUCUACUGCUGGUUGAUGAAAUUAUGCGAGCCGGGAUGUCUUCUCUCAAAGGCUGAUGAGUGUAAUUCUGUGUUCUGUUCAUAGUACUACUGAUGUGUGCAUGAAGAUGGUGUGAAGCGUCAAUCAAGCUUAUAGAGCACUUUACACAUUACUUUUCACCAGUGAAAACUACUAGUGAAAAGCGAUGUGUAGUUCGCAUUUUAACCGAUUCUCGCGUGGCAUUUWAAAAAAACAUCGUUCAGAAUGCAUAUCAGUGCGUUAGAAUCAUUGAUUAGCACAUUAAAAAUAUUUUCUUUCAAGUCUA